AUGGUGGCUGCAAAGAAGACCAAAAAGUCUCUGGAGUCGGUCAAUUCUAGGCUCCAGUUUGUUAUGAAAAGUGGAAAGUAUGUGCCAGGGAACAAACAGACUCUGCAGAUGAUCAGACAAGGAAAAGCAAAGUUGGCUAUCCUCACCAACAGCUGCCCAGCUGUGAGGAAAUCUGAAAUAGAGUACUAUGCCAUGUUGGCUAAAACUGGGGUCCAUCACUACAGUGGCAAUAAUAUUGAACUGGGCACAGCGUGUGGAAAAUACUACAGAGUAUGCACACGGGCUAUCAUUGACCCAGGUGAUUCUGAUAUUAUUAGAAGCAUGCCAGAACAGACUGGUGAGAAGUAAACAAGAAAGUUUUCCUUUAAUAAAACUUUGCCAGAGCUC
Messenger RNA from Mus caroli (Ryukyu mouse), 387 nucleotides. Lineage: Eukaryota; Metazoa; Chordata; Mammalia; Rodentia; Muridae. The record is from RefSeq and is a predicted model, not a curated record.